Liolophura sinensis is the source of this 4636-nucleotide messenger RNA. Its product is annotated as AP-3 complex subunit beta-2-like. The record is from RefSeq and is a predicted model, not a curated record. The transcript has 24 exons. Gene Ontology annotation, biological process: vesicle-mediated transport; intracellular protein transport. Bases 43 to 3330 code for a protein of 1095 amino acids. Gene Ontology annotation, cellular component: AP-3 adaptor complex; membrane coat. Lineage: Eukaryota; Metazoa; Mollusca; Polyplacophora; Chitonida; Chitonidae.
UUGAACACCUGGCAGAGGUGUGGACUGAGAACUGUCGGCAAAAUGUCAAGUAACGGCUUUCAAAAUUCAGGCUACAGCAAUGAACGCCCGCCAUCCUCAACUGGCAGCGGGGAAGCAGACCUGGCCACUGAUCCUGCUAGCAGUAGUUUUUUUGCCAAUGAUUUCAAGAAACAUGAAGAUCUCAAACAGAUGCUGGACGGAAACAAAGAUACUGUUAAACUUGAAGCAAUGAAGAGAAUUAUUGGGAUGGUUGCUAAGGGUAAAGAUGCCUCAGACCUGUUUCCAGCUGUGGUAAAGAAUGUUGUGUCCAAGAACCUUGAGAUUAAGAAGUUGGUUUACGUCUACUUAACACGAUAUGCUGAGGAACAGCAGGAUUUGGCUCUCCUGUCUGUCAGUACUUUCCAGCGAGCUCUCAAGGACCCGAAUCAGUUGAUCCGUGCAAGUGCUUUACGUGUACUGUCAAGCAUCCGGGUGCCUAUGAUUGCUCCAAUUAUGAUGCUGGCCAUCAAAGAGGCUGUGAUGGAUAUGUCUCCUUACGUGAGGAAGACUGUGGCACAUGCCAUUCCUAAACUCUACAGUUUGGACCCAGAGCAAAAGGAUCAGUUGAUAGAAAUUAUAGAAAAAUUGCUUGGCGACAAAACAACACUAGUGAUAGGCAGUGCGAUCCAGGCCUUUGAGGAGGUGUGCCCAGAGAGGAUAGACCUGAUCCACAAGAACUACCGUAAGAUGUGUAACCUGUUGGUGGAUGUAGAGGAGUGGGGCCAGGUUGUUCUCAUCAACAUGCUCACCAGAUACUGCCGAUCACAGUUUGCCUCACCCAACCAAGAUGAAAAUGCUGAGGAGGCAGACAGGCCAUUUUAUGAGGAUUCUGACGAGAAGGGUGAUGAUAGCCCUGAGAAAGAUGAAGAGGAGGAAAAGAAAAAAGUGUAUGUGAUGGACCCUGAUCACAGGCUGCUCCUGAGACAAGUUAAACCACUGCUGAACAGUAGAAAUGCUGCUGUGGUGAUGGCUGUUGCUCAAUUGUAUCAUCACUGUGCCCCCAAAUCAGAAGUAGGACUGGUGGCGCGCUCUAUGAUCAGACUGCUCAGGGGACACAAAGAGGUUCAGUAUGUUGUGUUGAGCAACAUUGCAACAAUGUCAAUUAAAAGAAAGGGUAUGUUUGAACCAUAUCUGAAGAGCUUCUAUGUCCGUUCCAAUGAUCCUACUCAUGUGAAGCUUCUCAAGUUGGAAAUUUUGACAAAUUUAGCAACAGAGACAAAUAUUUCCACUAUUUUACGGGAAUUACAGACGUAUGUUACGAGCUCUGAUAAUGAGUUUGCUGCAGCCACAAUCCAGGCUAUUGGUCGCUGUGCUAGCAGUAUUAAAGAGGUCACAGACACCUGUCUGAAUGGACUGGUUCACCUCAUGUCCAAUAGAGAUGAAACAGUUGUAGCAGAGAGUGUUGUCGUAAUAAAGAAACUAUUACAGAUGCAGCCAUCAGAACACAAAGAGAUCAUUAUUCACAUGGCUAAGAUGAUUGACAAGAUCACGGUGCCUAUGGCGCGGGCCAGCAUCCUCUGGUUGAUUGGCGAGUACAGUGAACGCGUGCCCAAAAUAGCCCCAGACGUUCUCCGCAAGAUGGCAAAGACAUUUAUAUCUGAGGAGGACAUUGUCAAGUUACAAAUCUUGAACUUGGCUGCCAAGCUGUGUGUGACAAACACAAAGCAAACUGUGUGUAAACUGCUCUGCCAGUACGUCUUCAACCUAGCAAAGUACGAUCAGAACUACGACAUCAGAGACCGGUCACGGUUCCUGCGUCAGCUUAUCUUUCCGGGGGACAAAGGAGGAGAGCUGUCCAAGAAGGCCAAGAAAAUCUUUCUGUCCACAAAACCUGCACCUGUUCUGGAAUCCACCUUCAAAGAUCGAGAUGCCUAUCAGCUGGGAACCCUCUCGCAUGUUCUUAACUGUCGGGCAACAGGUUACCAGGAGUUACCAGAGUGGCCACAGACCCCUCCUGACCCGUCUGUCCGCAAUGUGGAGGUGACCAUGCCAUGGACGGACUCGAAACCUCUAAAGAGCAAAAAAGCACAGAAAAAGAAAUCCUUCUACUCAGAUAGCGAGUCAAGCCCAGAAGAUGACAGUGAUAAGAGCAGUGAAGACAGCUCAGACAGCAGUGAUGAUUCGGACAGCAGUGAAGACAGCUCAAGUGAGUCAGAAUCAGAAGUGGAGGACUCAGAUUUAGAGGCUCCUGACUCAGAUUCUGAGGAAGACAAGCCUAAGAUUAAGUCUGCACAGAAGAAGUCCAAGGUUGCGUCCCCUGUCAAGUCAGUCUCCUCUUCAGGGGAAGAAAGUUCUGAAGAAGCCUCGUCCAGUGAGGAGGAAAGCUCAAGUGAGGAAUCCAGCGAUGAGAAAGAGAAGCUUAAGAGAAAGCCACCACCAAAAGUCAAAGAGAAGAGCUCUACUAAGAAGGCAUCCAAAGAAAGUGAGCCCAACUUGCUGCUAGAUUUGGAUGAUUUGGGUCCUUCUACAAUGCAGAAUGGGGGUACUCCAACCGUACAAGGCAAUGACAUCCUCACACCUAUGUUAGCCUCGGAGAUGGAUAAUUUGGGUCUUGGAGAUGCCACAGUAACCACAAACAUGCAGAUGGCCCCUCCUGUCCAAGUUAAAACCAAGUCCUAUGAGCUGUUGAACAGAAUGAGUGGAAAUGGCCUGGCAUUGUCAUAUAAAUUUACAAGAACAAUUUCCAUAUUUUCACCCAAAAUGGCUUCUAUAGAGCUGUCCUUUGUGAACAACAGUGAUAAACCAUUAAAAGAAAUUCACAUAGGCGAUAAGAAGUUGCAAUCUGGAAUGGAGAUGCAAGACUUUCCUGAAAUUGCCAAUUUAGGGCCUGGUGCAAGCACAACAGUUUUGACUGCUGUCAAUUUUAACGACACAACACAACCAGCUAAAUUUGAGUUGGUUGUGUCCGAACAAAAGUUCAACCUGAGUAUUUCAGCUCCUGUUGGGGAGUUACUGGUGCCACACACAAUGAACGAGAAAGGCUUUUUGACUCAACAAGCUAAACUGUCAGGAAUGAAUGAAAAUACUGGAACAGCAAAAAUAGCAGAAUCCAACAUCAGCCCGAGUGGAAUAUACACCUGUGUUAUGGAGGUAGCCAAUGUUUUACAGGUGCCCUCAUCAGAAGAAAAUGUGUACAGAUUUGCAGCAAAAACUUUAUCUCUGGGUUGUCUGACCUUGGUUUCUGUGAAGGUACUCGAGUCUCAGGCCAAAGUGACUGUGAACUGUGAAAAAAUGGUUAUAGGCUCCAUGCUAGUCAAAGACAUCAAAGGAGCCCUGGAGAAGGGGAAAUAACUCAUGCCUGACUUGUACGUUAAUAAUUCCAACAUAUCGUAUUGAUUGUAGGUCUACAUGUGUUUAUUCUGAUCAGCCUCUAUUCUUCAUAUUACAUUCUUGCAAUCGUAAAGUUAAAGUCUAUUUUAUCGUCUAAGAAAGUAUUAUUAUGUGUCCAAGUUAUUUCUCAGGUUUUCUUCUCAGUGUUGGAAUUGGCUUCUCACAGUUGGAUAAUCAAUCAUAUUGAUUUAAAUUGAAUACAUUAAAAAAAAUCCAGCAAAUUCAACUCAAUAUUGUACUAAUAUUUAUAGUGUGCCUUCAUGCGUAUUGAAAUGUCUAACAUACAGAUAAUGAUUGUCUGCCAUUGGAUUUGUCUAUGUGUCUUUCUUCUCUCGACCCUUGAAAAAUUCACAUUUCAUUCAAGAAAGAAGAACUGCAUUGAAAGAAAACAUUCUGUGUUCUGCAAUAUUGAAAUUGCAUGAUGUAGUAUCUGGGGGGACAACUCUUCUGCUACAGCAUGUCAUCAUGAAAAUGAAUGCCUGAAUGUCAGACACAAGUAUUGAUAGGAAAUGUUUUCAGUCUUUUCUGUAUGUUAGUGUUUUACUUAAUACAAAUAAUAAUGGUUAUUCAUGUGUACAAUUGAAACAGAAUCUGAAUGUUAGAAUUUAUGUAAAUCAUAAUUUCAUUGAAUUUUUCACUGAGCUAAUCCUCUUUCUGUACUAAAGUUCCUACAGCAGGACAAUUAGUUGGUGAAACUUGCCUAUGAAAUUACAGGUGAUCUACUGUUACUAUUUAAACAAUUCCAAAAUGUGGCUAGAAUUCACAAGGUCAUUGUGGUGUCUCUGGAUGUGCCGAUUCAAUGGUUUUCCACGAUGAAGACAAAAACUUUAUGCUAUGAUACAUAGAAGCUAUUCUUGUGUAUGCAUUGUACUUUGUACUUUUUAGUCAUCUCAAACAGACUUCUGAAUCACGGUUGUAGAAUGUGACGUAGAAUGUAAUUUAAAAUGAAUGAACUAUUCUCGCAGUCAUCCCUCACACUGGACAUAUGUAUAUAUACAGAAAACUCAAGUAACAGUUUUGGUCCUACAUAGACCUACGCAGACUAAUGCUAUUGCCUAGAUUCUCAUCUUUGUUAAUACCUGUGCACAGAACUGAUGACAUCAAUUUGUACUAUAGCAUAAGCGAAUCCUCCAGUUAGCAAUGGUGAUGCAUGUACACUUUUGCCUCAUAUGUGUUUGAUUGUUGGCUGAUCUGGACUAAAUUCAUUCAUUGUGAACAGUUCACAGCACAUGUCCCGACUACUCUAAUUAAAUGACUGUCAUGCAAC